Molecule: messenger RNA, 1277 nt
Organism: Ananas comosus (pineapple)
Lineage: Eukaryota; Viridiplantae; Streptophyta; Magnoliopsida; Poales; Bromeliaceae
Exons: 7
Coding region: 99-965 (288 amino acids)
Source: RefSeq, a predicted model, not a curated record
UACUACUCCCUCCCCUCGAAUCCCAUUUCGAUCUCCACGGCGUCGCCUUCGUUCUCCUCCUCCCCUCAAACCCCUCGAGCUUUUCGGCCCCCUCGCCCAUGGCGACGAAGAAGGGUUUCGACGACGCCGACUCCGAGCCCAUAUUCGGCGAGGCGAGGGCGGAGUGGGAGGGAGGAGGGGACGAAGAGCCCGGCGCCGCCUCCACCUCCCUCCGCCCCCUCCUCUUCUGCGCCCGCGCCCUCGACUCCUCCCGAUUCCGCGUCGUCGCCUCCGAUUUCCACUCCCUCGCCUGGGACCGCGUCCUCACCGUCGCCGAGCUUGAAGACCUCAGAGAUGACAUUGGAAUUGGUGGUGCAUGGGCCGAGUUUGUUGAUUAUCUCAAAUCAUCUCUUUCUUCUGGGGAUGUAAAGCUUAUUUUGAGUGGUCACCCAAAUGUAGAUUCGAGUAUUACUAAUGCUAAGUUGAUAGCAGUCAAGUCAAAGGGGCUACCUCGAAUUUCCAUUUCUCUCAACAGACUCGCGAGCUCCUCAGCUCAUGAUGCAAUAGCCGACUUCUCAUUAGCGCUAUAUAAAGCAUUCAAGAAAAAGGAUAAAGACUCUUUAAAAGAACAAGAGCGCUCAUCAAGGUUGACUGGAUUGCUAUCAUCUGAAAGGGAAAAGAAUGAUAUUCUUCAGAAGCAGCUCGAUUCUCUUUCCUUUCUGAGCAAAAGGAAGGUGCCUAAGUCAAAGAUACCAGAAAAAGCUCCAAGUCCAUCUGAUACCAUUACAAACCCUGAUCAAGUAUUAGUUUCUGAGGCGCAACAACCUUCAGCUGCUGCAGAAGUUCUGGCUACUGCAAGUGCAGAAGUUCCAGCUAGCAAGGCUUCUAAUCCUACUAAAGCUGGUCGUCGGGUGGCCCCCGUCUCUCGGAGAGCAAGAGUAAGAGGUGUUUCCUUACAAGAUACAGCGGACGACGACGACAAAUAAUGAGGAAUCACAGCUUCAUGCCAUAAGUUUUCCUCCUAAUAUACAGGCACACAAGUUGAUAAAAUAUCGAGAAAUAUCAACUAAAACCGUGUUUUCGGCGUAUUAAGUUUACUGUUACCGUCAUCAAGGUACUUAUUUUCACAAACAUUUCGCCAUUACUCUCAUUACAAAUUGAUCAGCCCUCAUUUGGCGCGCCCUGUACAUGAAUCAUCAUAAGUGUAUGUUUCUGAUCCAAAAUGUGAUAGUAUUGCUUUAAACAUGGCUGUGUAGUGCUUGAACCUUACAUUAUCAAAUUUCCUUUUAUCCGGAAAA